Messenger RNA from Tetrapisispora phaffii CBS 4417, 4281 nucleotides. It is a transcript of the gene SRB8, whose product is annotated as Srb8p. The record is from RefSeq and is a predicted model, not a curated record. Gene Ontology annotation, molecular function: transcription coregulator activity. The transcript has a single exon. Lineage: Eukaryota; Fungi; Ascomycota; Saccharomycetes; Saccharomycetales; Saccharomycetaceae. Gene Ontology annotation, cellular component: mediator complex. Bases 1 to 4281 code for a protein of 1426 amino acids. Gene Ontology annotation, biological process: regulation of transcription by RNA polymerase II.
AUGAAUCCAGCAAAAUAUGUACUGAUACCUCCUGAUGAACUACAUCCUUUAGUUGAGGAUAAUGAUGGUAAGUUUAAAAAUAGUUAUCCUGAUUUUGAGCCGUGGGUGCAUACUAGACAAGAUGAUGAAAUAAUGUUACAUUUUGUCGCUAAGGGCUAUUAUUCUUCAUCUAAAGUCAAUUUUGAAAGUAUUUCUGCUAGAUCUUCAAUGCAAGAAUCGUUACCAAAACUAGCAGAUGAAUUGGCUAACCAGUUUUCUGAUAUCAUUAAAAUACGAGAAUUGGAAAUUAAUAAGAUAUCUUCAGAAGCAGAAACUUAUAAUUCUGACACAAGAUUUAGCAUUCUCAGUGGACCUGGGUUUAGUUUACCGAGUAGGAUGACCUUAUCUGAUCAACGUAAAGAUCAAUGGUUAAACGAUUUAAGUUCCCCAUAUGUUUCGUUAACUCAGAUGUCAAAAUUCCUACCCCAUGGGUUAAAAAGAAGAGGUUUAUUGGAACAAUGUUGUCUGAGAAAAGUUCCAAUAAUAAAAGCUAUUUGGUUGCUUAAAUGCUGUUAUUCAAUGGAGUGGACGCAAUUAAAACUAAAGAGUAAAGAUAACAAAGAUCACAAAGAUGAUAAAGAGAUUAAUUCUCAAUUAUUAAAGGAAUGGACUGAGAAUUUUAUUUAUAUCUUGGAAAAAAUGCUGUUAGAUAUGGCUAACUAUUAUAAUGAUCCCGAGAAGUUAAAAAAUUGGAAGAGUGGAAUACAAUACUAUUUAAAAUUACUUGGUAAUUGUUAUAGGCUCGAAUUGAUAGAUAAACAAAUAUUUCUCUAUUGGCUUGUAGAAUUUGUCGGAAAAGUCGAAAAUCUAGAAUAUUUUCCUCUAACUUUCCAUAUAUUAACUAUAUUUUGGCAAGAUAUUACAACUGUGGCAGAAAAUGAUGCAUUGAUGAAACCUUUAUUUUUAGUAACAAAGAUUACUGACAUACUGUUACAUAAGUAUGUUACAAUUUCACAAAGCCGAUCAAUGAUUAGUGAUGAAAAAUAUAUUAUUAAUGAUAUUAAAAAAAAUAAUAAAAUAAAGGAAUCAUUCUUACUCAUGAUCAGAAAUCUUAUAUGUGAUUUAUUUCAAAACCAGCUGUUAGAGAUAUUUUUGUUUCCUUCUGCUAAAUGGGAAAUAUAUAAGCCAUAUCUAUAUGAAAUUACUAAUUAUCUUGGUAAUUCAGAGGAUAUACAUAAUGAGGCUAAAAAGAAGUUAGAAUUGAUAAGUUAUAGAAAUGAAUCAUUAAAAAUUAAUAGUACACUAAGAUCAUCGAAUGUCAAUGCUGAUGAGUUAACUUCUGUUGAGAACAAAAACGUAGAUUUACACCACGUAAAAUUAAAUUGUAUUGAUACGGUUUUAGCUCAGGCAUUAGAUGAUAAUAGCAUUGAUUUUGAUUGGGCAUCAUACGUAGAUAGAGAAAUUACCCAGUUAUCUCAGGUUGUUCAGCUAGUACUCUGGGCAAUUUCCCCAUCAAAAAGAAAACAUUAUGAAGCGCAUCAGAUAGUUGCUCGUAUAAUCCUUCUCAUUAUAAAUUCAUUAGCAAAUCUUCGAGAAUAUGUGAUCGAAGAUAUCAUUUGGUCAGUUGUAUUUCAAAUCCCAAAAUUAUCAGAUGAGGAAAGAACUUUGUUCAUUUCUCUUCCCGAUCUUUACAGAUUGCUUAACACUCUAGUUAAUUAUGGUAUUGUUAAAGUUCCAACAUAUAUCAGAAAAUUAAUUAGUUCUGGUAUUUUGUAUCUAACAUCCUCAGACGAUAAGUUUUUUCAUUGUACUGUGUUAAUUAACCUUAAAAUAUCACCUUUGAUGAAAAAUCAAUAUAAUAUGGUGUUGAGAAAUGUCAUGGAAUAUGAUAGUCAUUACUUUGAAGAUUAUAAUUUUGAUACCAUAAAUAAUCAAGUAGAAAUAUUAAGGCCUGAAUUAAUGUCUGGUGAAUCUUUUGAUUAUGAUACGCUCACUUACAAUACAAAAACUCUUUUAGGAGAAAAAAUUCUAAGCUCGAUUUGUGGUGAAGAAUUAAUUAUGGUCAAUAAACAAAUUCUUUUGAAAAAUUUCGAUAUCCUUUGCGUGAAGUUAGACACUUUUCAUUUAUUCUACAAAUGGGUCGAAUAUAUCGUAUAUCAUCAAUUGAUUGAUAAUACAGAGACACUUGAAAUACUAUGUGAUAUACUAUUGAGAUAUUCUAAGUUAUUUUCACAAUAUAUUAACGACCAUAUCUUAUUUACCAAGACAUUGAUACUGAUAUACACAAAAAUUGUAAAGGUUAAUGAUAAUGUAGCCUACUCUGUGUCAUCAUUAAUGCCAUUUUGGAAGUUCUUUAUGAAGAGUUUCCCAUACGCAAUAAAAUAUGAUGAAAACUUGAGAAAUGAAUUAGGAGCUAUCUAUGAGGAAGAAAAACUUAAAGCUGAUAAAUUAUGUAAAGAUAGAUUUUUAUUAAAAUCAAUUAAUGAAGCAUUACACGGAAAUAUCGCAAAUUCUACUGGUUCUACUUUUAAUUUCCCAGAGGUUUUUCAAACAAAUUUAAGAACAUUUUUAAGUGAGAAUAUUGACAAUGCUACCAGAAAGAAUUCCAGAUAUAUGAUGAUGUUAUUGAUGAAUGUGAAUAGAAGAGAUUACAACAAAUUUAUUGCAGUGUAUCUUAAAAGGAAAACAUUUAAAAUUGAAGAUUUGAUAUAUUUAAUAUCAUAUAAAUUAUUGACAUUUGAGCAGAUUCAAAAUACCUUAACAAUGGAUUUUGUUCUAACAGUAUUGUCGUAUAAUCAUUCAGAAUCGUCGAGAUAUAACGAGCAUAUUCAAUUUUAUGCUAUCUCCAAAGCUAGUUACAUCAGCUCCAAUUUCAAAUCAAUCAUACAUUCAACGAUGAAGAAGAUUGAUGAACUUUACGAAUUUUUCCUAGAUAUUCUAGUUGAGUUUGGCACAUAUUCAAAGCACCUGGAAAAUACUAUCGAAGCUAUUGUUCAGUUUUUAAAGGAUGAAAAAUGCUCUCAUUAUGACUUAAUAAUAGAUUUGAUAAACUAUGGCGUCGAGAAUAAAGACAAAGAUGAUACCCAAGAAAUUGUUUUGAAUGAAUCGAAUAACCUCUAUGAAUUUUUAGAUUUUACCAAUUUAUGGAUUUUCCAAGGUUACACUAAAUAUCUUUUACAAAAAUAUUUAUUAGAGUCAAAUGAUUUUGAGAGAACUAGAGAAUUUCUUUUUGAGACUGUUUUGGCAAGUAGAUAUAGUUGUUUGUGUUCUCGUUUGUUUUGGGCGAUUAGUGAUCCUGAAAUUAUGAAAGCGGUCAUCACAAUUUUCGAGGAAAGAUUUUUUAAAAAUUGUUUAGAUGAUUCAGAAGAAUAUAAUGUUAUGUGGGAAGUAAUAAUUGAGAUCAUUACCUCUUUAUCUCAACAACUAAAAGUGAACAAUAACAGAACAUCAAGUCAAAGUAUAGGAGUGGCUAACACAAGAUCUCCGUCAUUGAACAAUAUUGAUUUUAUAAGUAAGAAUUACAACACUGAUUCGUGGGAUUUAAAUUCUGAGGAUACCGCCGAAGUUUCAUCUUUUUCUAUCUAUAUCGAAUCAUUCGAUGCUAUCAUCUCUCACUUUGCUAAAAUGGACAAAGAUAAAUUGCUGGGAAUGCGAUGCAAAUUAGAUUCGUUUUUAAAAAUAUCGAUAUUGAACCAAAUAUCUAUUUUCAAUUUUGUCACUAAAUUAAUUAAAAAAAAUGAAGUAAAAUAUUUGAAUGAUCUUCUAGAAAAUAUAUUUACUUUAUUUCAUAAGAUAUCAUUUGACUUGAGUUUAGAGUUGAUGUUAUACGAAAUAUUAUCAUCAUUAAAAUCAUAUUGUAUUUUUUUUGCCACAACCGAGAACAGUAAAAACAAAAACCAAAAUUCGCAAAGCAAUACCAACAGCGGUAGCAGUAACAUUAGUAUAUCAAAAGCUCCCGAUAAGAAAAAUAAUGCAUUCGUGAUUCCAUCUAUAUUAAUGGAGCUGUCCCCAUUCAAAGUGUCCUCAUUUACUAGAAAAGAACGUGUAGACGAGAUUGACGACAAUAUCUCAUUAGGCAUCAAUACUGUUGACACCACAAGAGAGAAUACAAAUAGAAAAAAAUCCCCAAAUAACUUUUUCUUCUACGACAAAGUUCAAAACACAUAUCUAUGUAAAUUCUAUGAUGAGCCAUACCAUUGUAUAAACAAUUACCAAAGUGAAGCAACAUCCGACUCAUUCAACAACUCCUGUUUGAACCUGAGCUUUUUCGACGCUGUGUAUGAAAGAAAGAAUCCAAAAUAG